CCAUCACUAGCAAAGUGUAAUUCACUAUUGGUGAAACGAAAAUGGAGAGGCGCGCUACAGAAACGGCAGUUUUUUUAAAAUUUAUGGAUGAUGUGUUCGAUAGCGUCAAUGGUUGCGGACCUUUCAACGAAGGAGGAAAAAAACUCAAAACUCAGAUAGAUCUUAAGGAAGGGGAUAGCUUACAAGUAAAGUUUUGGAGAGAGGCUAUCCCCAUUUUCAAAAGUAUGGAAUGCCUCGACUCGAGUGGAAGACGAAUGACACACGCCCACCGACUUUCAAAAAUUGGGUAUUUACGUUGGAAAAUUUAAUUUUACCGACGAAUACAUUAAAGGAUCUUGGAAUUGAGACGUUGGUUCCCAGGUUUUUGAACCAAGAUCCCUUAGAGAAUUUUUUCGGGAAAGUUCGUCAACGAGGAAGUCGGUGGUCGAAUCCAUCGUGCCAUGCUUUUGGACCGUUUUACAAAUCUCUUCUGGUCACUAACUUAGUUAGUAAACAUUCUGUGGGAGGGAAUUGUGAAGAUGAUGGGUCGGAGUUGCUGAUUCCAUUGCAAACAUUUAUCUUACAGAGUGAAAAUCAGGAGAGAGGAGAAGCGGAGAUUACAGCGGUUGAGAUUCCAUCUGAAGUUUUGAGUCAUAUUUUAAAUGAUUUAGAGAAAAAUGCUAUUGCUUAUGUAGGGGGGUGCAUUUUAAAAAACAUUAAAAUAAAAAAGUGUGAGGAGGCCACACCAGGCAAAAAAUUAUGGGCUUGUGUAAAGAUCAUUGAGUCCAAAAAAAUAUUCCCUAUGGAGGUGCGCUACAUUCAUAAAUUUAAAGAGGAAUCUUGGAGUAAAAAAAAAAAGUACAAGCUUCAAGUACGAAGGAAAGUACUUAAAGGGAUUGUUUUGUUCUUAGGGGAAAAUAGAAUUGAUGUUAAAAAUAAAAUUGAUACGGGGAAGAGGAUAAGCAUUCCCACUGCAAAAACAAUAAUAACUGCGUCGAGUGACACCGACCAAAGUGUCAACACGCCGAACUCACCAAUACCCACCAGUAACGGGUUCAUGAGUGAGGAGUGGAUACAACACCAAAUGGAUAGCAUCACACAGGGUGAAAUGAUCGAUGAAAUUGACGAGGAAACUAUGACAAAUGUGGUUGAUGCUCGGAGAUAUGUUGAGGCUGUCACCGAAGAAAAUAGAUUAAUUCUAGAAGAAGAUAGUCCAAACGAAAACAUUGAAAACAUUGAGUCCAAACGAAAAUAUCAAGAAUUGGAAGAGCGGUAUCGCAAAUUAGAAGAGCGAUGCGAAAAGCUCGAAGAGGAGUUACGUAGAAAAAAUUUUAUUGUUGACAAGCACAUAAGGCCGGUUGCUGCCAAAGUUGUUAAAAAAGAAGUUGGCAGUUUUGACCAGGACACGGGCCAGAUUUAUUUGGGUGAAAAUGUGUCCAUAGCGGAAGUGUUUGCUUCUUGGCUAAAUCUAGCCAAGCCAGCACAAUUUGUAAAAAAAAUUACUAGAAUUGUGUUUGGUGAAGAGGUGCUAAGAAGCAGCACCCUUUCUGGAAGGACGAGCAAUCGCUCAAAAAAGGAUAUUCAACCGAUGCGGUUGGAUGAUAAGAAAUUAGCAAUAAUAACAGAUAUUUUUUCUUGGCUAAAUCUAGCCAAGCCAGCACAAUUUGUAAAAAAAAUUACUAGAAUUGUGUUUGGUGAAGAGGUGCUAAGAAGCAGCACCCUUUCUGGAAGGACGAGCAAUCGCUCAAAAAAGGAUAUUCAACCGAUGCGGUUGGAUGAUAAGAAAUUAGCAAUAAUAACAGGUGCUAAGAAGCAGCACCCUUUCUGGAAGGACGAGCAAUCGCUCAAAAAAGGAUAUUCAACCGAUGCGGUUGGAUGA
Molecule: messenger RNA, 1858 nt
Organism: Chrysoperla carnea
Lineage: Eukaryota; Metazoa; Arthropoda; Insecta; Neuroptera; Chrysopidae
Exons: 10
Coding region: 230-1858 (542 amino acids)
Source: RefSeq, a predicted model, not a curated record